AUGGAGUCUUGCUGCACCUGCGCCGUUAUCCAGCCCCCGACUUCCUCCCAAGCAGCCGAGAAGGCUUUGCCGCAGGACCGCAGAGUCGAAUGUUGCGGGAGGAUCAUCUGUGGCAAAUGCAUCCAAGACAACCCUCGCUUCGCGAAGUACUGUCCGUAUUGCCAAGUGUCGACCGUGCCCUCGCCACUGCCACAAAGGCUGCGAGACCCUCCGUCAUACACGUCCGUCCCAUCCACAAGAGCCACAACUACGGAGGCUUCUUCCGCGCCACCGCCGUACACUCCGACUGCCACCCCGAACCCUUCCGAGCCACAUGAGAAGCCAGCGCACGCUGGCGACCCCGAGAAGAGCGAGGCUGCCGCACAAGAUACGCUCCAUUUCCUGGACCACGAGCACGACAGCAUCACAUCCCUGUCCCUCAAAUAUGGUGUCCCGGCCACUGCACUGCGUCGCACCAACAACCUGACAAGCGACCACCUGCUUGUGGGCCGCAAGACAAUAUUGAUACCAGCCGAGUACUAUCGGGCAGGUGUGAGCCUGUCUCCCCGACCGGUGGACGGCGAAGAGGAGGAGCUUCGUAAGAGCAAGAUUCGUCGGUUCAUGACCUCGUGCAAGGUCUCUGACUAUGACGUUGCUCUCUUAUAUCUUGAACAGUCCGCCUACGACCUCGGAGCUUCCAUCGAAGCCUUCCUCGACGACGAAGCGUGGGAAAGAAGUCAUCCCAUGCAGCGGUCAGGCAAGGCCGGUCCGGUCCGGAAAGGCCCCAAGAACCGUGGCCCCUUCUGGCGAGGGCUGUGA
Purpureocillium lilacinum is the source of this 798-nucleotide messenger RNA. The record is from RefSeq and is a predicted model, not a curated record. Lineage: Eukaryota; Fungi; Ascomycota; Sordariomycetes; Hypocreales; Ophiocordycipitaceae.